AUGCAGACGACAGCGCUGCAUCGCGCGAGCCCCAAAGUCGCUGCCGCCGCCUCGGCUGCUGCAUCCCGCAUCCGCGCCAAGGGCGGCCGCACCGUCUCGCGCGUCUCAUCCGAGGCCGCCGCCUCGGCCGCCGCCCGCCAUCGAGAGCACCUUGCCCUCAUUCGCAUCCGCGUCCUCCGCAUCCUCAAGAAAUGGAUUCAGCUCGAGGACGGCUGGUUCGGCGCCACCCGCGUCGGUGAGCCGUGGGAAGCGCCGGCCGUCGAGGUUCCCUCAGCCUCGCCGGCAGCUGUCCUGUUGCGGGAUUUUCUCCGCGAGGUCGCCGGCGGUGGUUGCCACGGCCCCGGCCUUGCCCGUGUCGCGUCCUCGCUCCUCCGCUCGCUCGACACACCCUCAACAGACUCGUCGGCCGGCAUGGUUCGUCGCUUCCAUUCGGCGCGCUCGCUCUCGAUUGCCGAUGAAAGUCGGACAGCGCGAGCCAACUCGGGUGGAACCUCACCCAAGAGUGGAUCUUCGCCCGACACCCGCUGGCGCCGCAAGCAGACCGGCUCGCUCACCUCGCGAGGCGAGGCUGACCCUAACGCGCCGAUCCUUCCCACAGGCCUCACUCUUGUCGCCGAGACCAUGCCCGCAGGUAUGGCGCUGACCGACAUCGACCCGCUCGAGCUUGCCCGCCAGCUCACGCUUGUCGAGUACUCGCGCUACAUGCUCGUCGAGCGGAGCGAGCUGCUCAACUUGCGGUUCUCCAAAGACGCGCGCGAGAUCAACGCGCCCAACGUCGCCGCCCUCAUCGCCUCGUUCAACCACGUCUCGUGCCUGGUUCGCGACACCAUCUUGGGCGCAUCGGAGCUCUCUGCGCGCGUUGCUACCGCCGAACACUUUAUCCUCGUCGCCACCGCUGCCCUUGUCGAGUUCUCCAACUUUUCGCUCGCUAUGGCGGUGCUCUCCGGCCUCAACGCGUCGCCGGUUCAUCGGCUCAAAGCCACGUGGGAGCUGCUGGGCAAGCGGCGCAAGACCAUGGCGCAUCUGCAGCAGAUGAAGGUUAUGCUCUCCCAUAACGCCAACUACAAGAUGUAUCGCAAGGCGCUCGCCGAGUCGGCUCCGCCCUGCGUCCCCUAUCUCGGUAUGUUCCUCUCGGACCUGACCUUUGCCUACGACGGCAACCCGUCGCUUGUCCACGACCCGCCGCUCAUCCACGUCCAGAAGUUCCGCGUCGUCUACAAGGUCUUGCUUACCAUUGCACGGUACCAGAAGCCUGCUGGCUACAAUUUUGUUGUGCCUGUCCGCGGCCUCCAGACCCACCUGCGCACCCUCAUGGAGGCCUGUCUCAGCGACGACGAGGCCUACGCCCUCUCGCUCAAAAUCGAACCGCGGGUCAAGCGCCAGCCGCCGUCGCUGGCGGUCUUGCAGGACGAGAACGACGAGCUGAAGGACCGCGUCGGUGUGCUCGAGAACGCGCUUGCCCUCUCUCGCGCCGAAUACGCCUCGCUGCAGACCCAGGUCGACUCGCUAACCGAGAUUGUCCGCAGGCUCACCGAAGCCUCGGCGUCGAUGGAGGUCCCGGACUCGGCGACUCUCCUCGACUCGCUCACUGAAGAAGUCAUGGAUGAGUCCGAGGCGCUGUCGUACGAGCAGGUGCUUGCCGGCGGCGGUGCGAGUAGCCGGCGCAAGCAUGCCAUCGAUGACGAGCUCGACGAGGCCGAGCAAGCCGCAGUGGAUGCUGCUGCCGUCGAGUCUGCAGCGUGCGACGCGGACCAUUUGGCGCCGGAGAGUGACUCGGAGUCGGGCACCCACGAGCUGGCCGAUGCUGCCGCACCGCCUUCGUCGAGCUCUUUGGAUGCGGGCGACGACGCCACCAACGACGCCACCAACAGCGCCGCUCACGACGCAGAUGACCACACCAGCGUUGACGGACUGCCGAAAGCGUCCAAGGCACGGAAGCGGCAGACGAUGUGGACCGAGCGGGGCGAUGCCGAUUCUGGGGAGGAGGUCUACACCACUAUCUCGACCAAUGUCCCACUCCCAGUCUCGUUCCCGCUCCCGUCGGCGCACUCGUUCUCGAACCCUGUUCGCGUCGGUGUGCUCAGGAAGAAGGGCGCAUUGUCACGGUGGCAGUCGCGCUUUGUUGUUGUGGACCAGAACCACCUGUUCUACUACAAGAAGGACUCGGAUGCCGAACCUGUGGGCAUUGUCUGGCUCCGCGGCUACGUCGCACAUCCGUCGUCGAUCGGCAAGAAGCCCGCCGUCAAGCUCGACCACCCCACCCUCCGCAUCUACGAGUUCCUCACCACCUCUGCCGCCGAUCAAGUCGAAUGGGUCUCGGCCAUCAACUCUGCUGCAUCGUAG
This is a messenger RNA of Thecamonas trahens ATCC 50062, 2343 nucleotides long. RefSeq lists its product as uncharacterized. Gene Ontology annotation, molecular function: guanyl-nucleotide exchange factor activity. The transcript is spliced from 2 exons. Gene Ontology annotation, biological process: positive regulation of GTPase activity; Ras protein signal transduction. Gene Ontology annotation, cellular component: plasma membrane. The record is from RefSeq and is a predicted model, not a curated record. The coding region runs from base 1 to 2343 and encodes 780 amino acids. NCBI's taxonomy places the organism in Eukaryota, Apusomonadida, Apusomonadidae.